Molecule: messenger RNA, 6185 nt
Organism: Astyanax mexicanus (Mexican tetra)
Lineage: Eukaryota; Metazoa; Chordata; Actinopteri; Characiformes; Acestrorhamphidae
Product: interferon-induced very large GTPase 1-like
Exons: 4
Coding region: 1-6165 (2054 amino acids)
Molecular function (GO): GTP binding
Source: RefSeq, a predicted model, not a curated record
AUGAAGAGCAUGUUGAACAUUCGCCAUUAUGAUGUUGUCCUCCUGGGUAAAACAAGUGCGGGGAAAAGUGCUUCGGGAAACACGAUCCUGGGACGAGAGGAAUUUUCAACCAAGACUAUAAAGAAUCAAACCCCUGUAGUUCAAGGUGGUUGUGUGUUUAUUGAUAGAGUGACUCUCACAGUGUACGACACACCUGGACUCUUUGAUCCAGAAACAACGAAUGAAGACGUGAUGAAACAAUGGCAGCCUCUCCUUCAUUCAGUCCCAUCAGUCCCCACUGUGUUCCUGCUGGUGAUGAAGAUCGACAGAUUCACUGCAGAAGAGAAGAGAACUGUUGAACUGAUAGAAGAGUUUUUAGGAGAUCAGCGCCUUCAGAACACCUGGAUCCUCUUCACCAGAGGAGAUGAGCUGGAGAGUGAGGAUCUCACUAUAGAAAAAUGUAUAUCAGAGACUGAAGAGCUGAAGGGGGUCGUACAGAGAUUUAACAACAGAUACCACGUCUUCAACAACAUCAAACAUGAUCCUGAUCAAGUCAGAAGACUGAUAGAGAAAAUCAAAGCAAAUCAAAAGAUUACCAGUGUAGACCAAAAGAAAUCUUCAGAUUCUGAUCAUUUAGACCUGUUUAAUGAAAAAUCUGUAAAAUCACAAACUGAGAGAAACGUGAAGAGGUCCAGCACAGCUGAACCAGUUAUUAUUUCCAACAUUCCAUCCUCAAGUGAAUCUUCCAGUCUCACUGUGGUGCUGUUUGGAAACACCUCUGCUGUAAACUUUGGGGAAGAAAACAUUCUACUUGGAAAAGAGCCUGGUCACCCAGAGCAAACCCUGUUCACUAGAACAACAGAAGUAUCAGGACGUUCUGUCUCUGUUAUUAAUAUACUUGACUUGUAUGAAGGUGAACUCUAUCUGGACUCUGCGGAAAACAGCCCUAAACAGCUGCUCAGUAAAACCAGCAUCCAUGCCUUCAUCUUUGUACUACAACUGGGACAGUUAACUGACAGUAAUAAGGGGGGAAUAGAAUGGCUUCAGGAAUUGUUUGGUGAAGAUGUUCUACCAUUCACCAUGAUCCUCUUCACCUACGAGAGAGAGGAGGAUGAUGACAAAGUCAUAGAUGAACUGAAGAAAAACCCUGUUCUAGAGCAGCUGGUGGAGAAAUGUGGAGGUAGAUACUACACCUGCAGUAAGAGCAUGAACAACCAAUCAGAGAUGAAGGUGCUGCUAGAGAAGAUCGACCUCAUGGUCUCUGAGAACAGUCAGCGCUUAUACACUGCAGAGAUGUUCAACACAGUGUUAAUCCAAAACCAACACAACCACAUGACCCAGCAAAAUGAAGAAACUGCAGAUGCAACUCUAGGUACAAGUGCAGACUACACCAAAAUAGUUCAGAGUGAAGAGCAAUCUGGAACACUGGAAAACAAGGAAGAAAACUCAGUGGUUGGAGCAGAAGCAUAUCCAGACAAAUAUGAAGCACAACAAAAAAAAGAACAAUUAUUAAUUAAACUUAAUCUUACAGGAAAGUUAAAACAAAAACUGAAAACUGAAGAUGUUCUUAAAAUAAGUAAACCAUGCACAGAGAAUGAUAGGGUUCAAACUUUCCUACAAAGGCUGCUGCUGAUGAACUACAGAGCAAGAUGUGGAGAAUCUGGUCAAAUUAACAAAACUCAGAUACUGUCAGUUACUGAGAAUGAUGAUGAAGAUGAUUUUUAUACUGCCCUUUUCAAAAGCCAUUCUGAAGAAGCAGUUCAGUCCAGUCUUGUUCACCCCAUGGAUGUUCAGAUGGCAGUGUUCCACUGCUCAGAUAAUUUCCUAAAGCAGCUGAUAGUGACGAAGCUUUCACAGUGUCAGUACGCUCUGCCUCUACUGGUGCCAGAUCCCUUCACAGGAGAGAUUGAGUUUCCACUGUGGACGUUUCGACAGAUCAGAAAGAGCUGGAAAAGCACUGAUAACUCAAUGAAGAAAAUUAGCGAGGAAAAAAGUAUUGCUACUCUUGAAACUCCAAUGGUUUCAUUUUUCAGAAUUAGUGCCACAUCAACAUCAAAGUCUCAGCUGAUGAACAGACUGAUCAAUGAAAAACACGACACGUUCUUCCACAGGGACUGUCCAGGAAGCCGCAGAAAUCGUCUACUGAUGGACGGAGUGGUGGAGAUUGCCUGGUACUGCCCGUCUGGGAAAAGUACUGAUCAUUUCACUGAUUGUGUGGCAUUCUGUAAUCUACACGGUGAUGCAGAAACUCAUGAGAAACAACUGGAGAUUCUGACUGAAAUGUCCUCAGUAAAUGUGGUGGUUUUAGGUGAUCAAGAAAAAAACAAAAGAUUAACAAAGUUGCAGAAUCUUUAUAAACUGUCAAAACCUAUGAUUUGUCUUCUGUCUGAGGAAUCUUCAUCUGUCACUCAGUUGAGGGCUGGGAAAUACAGAAUUGGAAUUAAAAACAGAAAUCAGUCUGAUGUGUCUGAGGAACUAAGAAAAACAAUUGGAGAAUUACUUUCUAAAACUUUCACACUUGAAAAGUUGGCAGAACUCUCAGAUAUCAGAGUUGAUGAAGAAAAUGGAGAAUGCAAGCAAAGCAAAGAUUCAGCCAAAACAAGGACAAGCAUUCUAGAUGAAAAAGACAUUUCCACAAUGAAGGAAAAACAUUUCCCCUGCCACAGGAGACUGUGGAAAAACUGGUGUCAGAAAAACAAGGAACUACAUCGCCCCCUAGGUGUCAACAUAGAAUCAACGAGAAGCAGACUACGAAUGGAAAUGGAAGAAAUCCGUGAGCAGCAGAAAGCAUGUGGCCCCACUGAAUUCAUGAAGUCAUUUAUAGAAAAACUGAAUACACAAACUGCUGAAGAGAUGGAAUAUUUUCUUAAAUGGAUUACCAUCUUUCUGGACAAGCACAACUCAGAUCUGUCAUCCCUCCAGAAGGAUUAUGAUGACAAGUGGACGAAGAUCUUGAAUCUAAAGAAGAAGCAUGAUAAAUCUGGGCAACUAGAGAAGGAACAAACAGAACUUGAGAAGAUUUCAGAAAAUCUUAAUGCUGCAAAUUUUGGCUUAGAGCACAUCUUAAGGGAGAUUGGUCAGAUAUAUGAAUCACACAUAUCUGUAAAGAAAAAUAAAAAACAAGCAGAAGAAAAACUGAAUAGACUUUGUCUACCAGAACUUGCAGCAGAACUGAUUAUAUCGGGAUAUCCACUGGAGCUGAUGGACGGUGAUGCUGCUUAUGUUCCUCUGAUCUGGGUUUCUGCAGUUCUGGAUGACCUAAUCAGGAAACUGGGAGACCAGAGAGUCUUUGUGUUGUCUGUUCUGGGACUUCAGAGCUCGGGGAAAUCCACCAUGCUCAACGCCAUGUUCGGACUCCAGUUUGCAGUCAGUGCUGGAAGAUGCACCAAAGGAGCCUUCAUGCAGCUGGUGAAAGUGUCUGAGGAGAUGAAGGGGGAAAUGAAGUUUGACUACAUUCUGGUUGUUGAUACUGAAGGUCUUCGUGCUCCUGAACUGGCUGGAAUGUCAAUAAGACAUCAUGAUAAUGAACUGGCAACAUUUGUAGUGGGGCUUGGAAACUUGACUUUGAUCAACAUCUUUGGAGAAAACCCAUCAGAGAUGCAGGACAUCCUUCAGAUUGUUGUUCAGGCCUUCAUGAGGAUGAAGAAGGUCAGACUGAAUCCCAGCUGUGUGUUUGUUCAUCAGAAUGUUACUGAUGUUGCAGCUGGAGAUAAAAACAUGGAAGGAAGGAGACGUCUGCAGGAGAAACUGGAUGAAAUGACAAAGCUUGCAGCUAAAGAAGAAGUUUGUGAGGCAGAAAGUUUCAGUGAUGUCAUUGCAUUUGAUGUACAGGAAGAUGUGAGAUACUUUGCACAGCUCUGGGAGGGCAGCCCACCAAUGGCUCCACCAAACCCAUCAUACAGUGAGUGUGUUCAGGAGCUGAAAAUGACCAUUCUCAAAAAAGCAUCUACAUCUCACACACUGACACUGUCUGGAUUCAGCACACGAUUAAAGGAUUUGUGGAGCGCACUCCUUCAUGAAAAUUUUGUGUUCAGCUUCAGAAACACACUGGAGAUCGCAACCUACCGAAAACUGGAAUCGGAAUUUAGUAAAUGGACCUGGAACUUUAGAAGUGCCAUGUUGAGUAUAGAAGAUAAACUCCUGAACAGAAUAGCAAAUGGAGAUCUUCAUGUGGGUGAAAAAGACAUUGUAAUAAAUAUGAAGAAGACAAGGGAGGAAGUGACAAAGUCAAUGAUGGAAUUCUUUGAGGAGGACAAGGACAAAGACACUCUGAUUCAGUGGAAAGGCAGAUUCACUUCUAACAUUGGAGAACUUCAUGAUGAACUGGUCAGAGAAACAAAGAGAAAACUGGUUGAAGUCAUUGAGCAGAAGAAGACUAAAGAGACGCUGGAGAAAAGAAAGACAGAAUAUGAAGAGAAGCUCUUUAAUCUGAGCAAGGAGCUGGCUCUGAGGCAAAACAAGGAAAAGGCAGAUGAACAAACACUCAAGAGAGAAUUUGACAAUGUGUGGAUGAAAUGGAUCAAUGACCUCACAAAAAACACACCAAAAAUUAAGGACAUAGAUUUUUGGGAGGAUGCUAAAAGAAUCUUAUCUGAAAGUUAUGAAAUAUCCCUUGUGCAUGAACGUCUUUCACAGAAAGCCUUUAUAAACAUCAGCCGCCUGGGAAAUUUCAGUGAUUACAUUGUUUUGAACAAGAGUGAUGAUCUUUCUAACAACAGUGAAAAACCUCAGACUCGGACAAAGGGAGGAUGGACUUUUAAACCUGUGCAGAUUGUGAGUAAUAUUUUUAGGAAGAAAGGGGAUGCUAAUGCAGAAGAGCAAAACCUAAUAAGAGAUCUAAUCAAUGACAUUGUUGAGAAAACAUCACAGAUAAUUAAGGUAAUAUGGCGUGCACAGUCUGGCUACAACAGCGGUCAGGUUCAGGAAAUAAUAGACUUUGUAAAAACCAACUUAAAGAAAUUUCAAAUAAAAAAGCAGAGCUACAAGUUUAAGAAAGAAUUCACCGUGGAUCUGUGCCUGUAUGUAUGUGACCUGACAAAACCCAAAUUUCUGGAGUGCCAUGAACAAUUCACCAAAGCAAACGAUCCAGAGCAUUACCUGGAGAGUCAGAAAGAACAGUACUACAAUGUCUACAAGAACUUCUGCCAAGGUGCCACAACAACAGCAAUAUUUGGAGAACUUCUCUGCAGCAAACUUGAACCAUCAAUCCUGGAAGCAGUUUACAAUCAAACUGCUAUCAAUGUGGCAGCAAACAUGAGGGCUUCAAGUCCUGCAUUUAACAGUAACAGAUCAAACUUGGAGAAGCAUAUCCUGAAAACCCUUGCAGAGGAGGAGAACUUUGAGGACUACAGAGAGUAUAUUCACAGUCCCAAACAGUACUUUACAAGAUUCAUCAUGAAUCAGGCUGACAAGUACCUCAAUGAUGAGAAAAACAAGAUUCAGACCAUUUUCAGAGGAAAUUUGAAAAACCUAAAGCUGAAAAUUAACAAUGCAGUGUAUGUUGCAACAGAUGAGGUCCUAAAAAAACAAGGAAAUGCCAACAUAUGGAUGGAAUGCUUCUCUAAACCUCUGAUAGAAGAUCUGAAAUUCACUGAAAUCUCAAAUGUUGAUUCCAUGGAAAUCACAGACUUUGAUUUUCUUAGCAAAAUUGUAACUGAAGGUCUUACAAAAAUGGUGAAAAAUCUGCAUGAAGCAGACAUAAAACUGGAAAUGCUCCAGAAGAGAUCAGAGGAGAUUCUAACUGAUCAUUUCUGUCAGUGUUGCUGGGCCCAGUGUCCUUUCUGUAAAGCCAUCUGCAUCGGCACAAUGAAAGAUCAUGAUGGAGAACACAGUGUUCCUUUCCAUCGGGCAAAUGGAAUCAGUGGGAUGUAUUACAGAGGAACAGAGGAUCUCUGUUGUGAUUUCUGUACAACUGCGGUUCAGACUGAUAAAAGAUUUUUCCCCAGAUCAGAAUCAGAGGAAUUAUUUCCUUACAAACAGUACAGAACAGCUGGAGGAGUAUUUGCUACCUGGAACAUCACCCCCGACUGCUCUGAGCUGCCGUACUGGAAGUGGUUUGUGCACAGAUUCCAGAAGGACCUGGAAAACCUUUACAGUAAAAAAUUCCAGGGGUCAGGAAAAAUUCCUAAUGAAUGGAAGAAGUACACCAAGGAGGAUGCUUUAGAGAGUUUGAAUAAUUACAUAUAAAGACAAAGAGAGGUUAAAUG